UCCGGCCGGCGUCAGCAUGGACCAUGUUUUUCUUCCUGGUUCUUUUGACGCUCGAGUCGCGUUUUAUUACUGGCGAAAUAAAAGACAAGGCGCGAGUACGUCCGUAUAAUGGAGGCGCACUCUUCUCAAAACAUUGAUCAAUCAGAUAGACGAGAUUCCGGUUUUACGACAAUUAAGUCACGCAAUAACAAUAAAAUCUCUCCUACGGAGCCGGAAACACAGUUCUCGUGUUCUUUGUACAUUUCGUGCGCUCAAAAAAGUCUUCAAGAUCAAAAUUAUGAUUGUUGCAAGUUGCUGCAGUCUCAUCUCGAAGAAGCUAUCGUUGCUUCUGAACCGCUAUCGGCUUGGCGUGUGUCCGACACUCCGUGUGGCUUGAUAGCCGCUUUUGUUCGAGAAAAUGACGCCGAAAAACUAUUGCAACGUGCCGAUUUAGCUCGGGUUUUCGGACGACCUGUGCAAGUGGCGAGAUUCUCGGCGAGAGAUUCCCGUUACCGUCAAGCCGUGCUUUUACGAGACGUACCGUGGGCUAUUCCGCUCCAGGAUAUAUAUUCAGCCUUGGAAAAGCAAGGAAUCGUCCCUGCGAACAUUGAGCGUUCACGUCAUUACGUUCGAGUGGAAGUCCUUGAUGCAAAUCAUUACGAAGCUUUGCUGCGUCAAGGUCUGGACUUCUUUGAAGUAGCGCGCUUCAAUGCAAUCCCGGAACGCUGCUGGCGUAGCGGCACCGUACGUAACGCGUAUUCCUCCAAUGUGCUUUCGCGAUGUUCGCCGAUGGACGAUAGGAGUAAUUCUUCAGAUACAUCGAGCGUGUCACAAACAACGGACAGCGUGCUGCAAUGUUACCGGUGCCAAGGUUUCUGGCACGUUGCCGCUAAUUGUCGGCAUUUGCCACGCUGCGUCCGCUGCGGCGAGCCGCACAGCGUCGAGUUUUGUUCCAGACCGCGCAAUAAUCCUGUGUGCUGUCAUUGUUCCGGUCCUCAUCACGCCGGAUAUAGACAGUGCCCAGUUAGAUUGCAACUGUCUAACGCAACUCCUAUGAGCAUUACGUUGAGCACGACUCGUACGGGGAGCCAAUAUUCCGCAAAUAUAAUCAACAAGUCCAACUCCUCGUGCCAUUCUCUGAGACAGGGUCGCUGUUGAAGAUAGUUAUU
This is a messenger RNA of Pseudomyrmex gracilis, 1148 nucleotides long. RefSeq lists its product as uncharacterized. The transcript has 6 exons. Lineage: Eukaryota; Metazoa; Arthropoda; Insecta; Hymenoptera; Formicidae. The coding region runs from base 109 to 1137 and encodes 342 amino acids. The record is from RefSeq and is a predicted model, not a curated record.